Capronia coronata CBS 617.96 is the source of this 4860-nucleotide messenger RNA. RefSeq names its product adenosinetriphosphatase. The record is from RefSeq and is a predicted model, not a curated record. The coding region runs from base 1 to 4860 and encodes 1619 amino acids. Gene Ontology annotation, molecular function: histone binding; ATP hydrolysis activity; ATP-dependent chromatin remodeler activity. Lineage: Eukaryota; Fungi; Ascomycota; Eurotiomycetes; Chaetothyriales; Herpotrichiellaceae. Gene Ontology annotation, cellular component: Swr1 complex. The transcript has a single exon.
AUGAAAGGCACCGCAUCGCAAACCGCGCCAAAUGCCGAAUACUCCCCCGACUGGCGAAUCUCAUCCAAACCCCCAGGAACAAGGCACGAUUCAUCACACACGCCUGCCUUGAGACUUCCAGCUGACUGUUCUACAGCAAAUGUUGAUGGCAGACCUCCAUCCCCAGUUCGGCCGGAAGCCAAUCUGCUUGGCCACGAUGACAGUGACGGCCCCCCGGCAAAGAGGCGGAAAGUUGCAGGCGCUGACCACAAGGCAUCUCCUCGACCCAUUUCUCCGCCAUGGAAACGGGUCGCGGCAGAAGGCCCAACAACCUUUGUGGAAGAUGGCCGACGAAGAUCGGGAAGAGUCAACGUCGUCCCCCUCGCGCUACAGCCGCAGUCAACCAAGAGGCAGACACGCGCCGCUUUCGGAAAGGUAAAAGAGGAGCGACAAAAGCAAGCAAAGCCGCAAUACAAUAUGCCACCAAAAAGACCAAAAGCUACAGUGCAAACCCCGCCGCCUGUCAUUAAACGUGGCCCUGGCCGCCCACCGAAGAUUCGCGAUUCCGAGGUUGUGCAGCCCAUCAAGGUAGAAGAAGCGCAAAGACAUACAAAAGAGCCGAGUAUACGAUCGAAACCCUCAAACAAUCGCCGUCCGAAGUCUCCCCGCCGCCGCUCCGUUCCCCGUCCGCAGCGUACAGGGCCUCCGAAGGUGAAUGGCUUCCAAGAACAGGAGAUCUACACGAAUGGAGUGGUGGAUCUAGAUUCGGAGGGCGACAGCGAUCGAUCCGCCACUUCCGAUGGACUAACAUCACUGGCGAGGGGAACAUGUUCGCCGCCAACGAUACAAAAGGUCACCUUCCGUGUGAGGCUCCCGAAGCCGGCGAUUGCGACCCCUGCCAAUAUACCCUUGCCCAAGAAGUAUGCUUCUUUAGAGGAGUUUUUAGAACGGGAUGACUUGGAACCAAGAGCCGGGGAGGACACCUUGACACCAGAUCAAAUAAAGAAAGAGGCAAUAGCACGACGAAGAGUGAGAGAAGCGCAACAGCGAGGUGGGGUUCUGGAUAGAAGGCUCUCCAAUACCUUGCCCGACAAGCAAAGUGAACCAAAGAGACAGUUCGCUCAUCUCGACCAUCUUCUUGCGCAUGUGUGCCACUUUAGGACCCUUCUGCGCGCAGAAAGCAGGGAUCACCGGAAAAAGGCCGAAUUGCUGGCGCACGAGGCGAAAAAGUAUGUCGAAAACAAACGAAAACGCAACAAGGUCAAGACGCCGGAGGAGAUUGAGCAAGAGAAGCGAGAAGCUGCCAUUGCCUCCUAUCGGGCAGUGGCCAAGGACGUUGACAAGUUAUGGACAGCGGUAAGAGCCGAGGUCGAUGCAAUGCGGCAGAAGGAGUAUGAGGAGCUGCAGCAAGCCAAAAUGAAGGGUCACCUUGCUCGGGUAUUGGAUCGAACCGACCAGAUGCUUAGCCGAGUUGCGGACCAAGACGAGUUACCCACGGAUAGUGAAACGGAAAUGUCUUCCAACAGUGGUCUCGCCGAAUCCGAGUCCGAAAAUAGCGAGCAGAUGUCGGAAAGCGAGAGUGGCUCUGAAUCCGGGCUGGAUGCAGAUAAUCUUGAUGCACAGAUGUCAGUUGAAGAGUUGAAGCAAAAAUACGGCAAUCUGCCGGAUUUACCGACAGGAAGCCAGGAAGAUGACGAGAUUCCCGCAGUGGAGGAGGAUGAACAUGAGAACAACCGCGCGCAAUCCGACGACGACUCGGACCCAGAAACUGAAAUGGACAGCGAGUUCGACACGGAGGAUUCUGAUGCAAGUGAAGGUGACGAAGACGAAAGCGAGGAAGGCGAAGAGGACGGUUCCCGUAAUGGGCUUCUGUCGUUGUUCUCGAAGAAGGAGAUCGCCGAUAUGGCACCCACCGUCGAUGGGGACACUCCUGUUGAACAAGUCGACUCUGAAACUCGUCAAAAUCUGGUGGAGGUGUUGGAGGAUCAUCCCGUGCAAGAAGGUGGAAGUCAGCAGGAAGCGGAUCAGCCGACGACGGAUGCGUUUACGCACACGCAAGCGAGCCCAGCCCAGAACAACCAGGAUACAGACAUGACGGAUGCAUCCGCGUCUGCUAGUCUACAAGCCAUCACCAUCCGCCCAGCAUCGGAAGACCCGGUCAGCCUCGAGCUCAGCGUACAGACAUCACCUCACACAACGGCGACGAAGGUGUCAGAACCCGAGUCGGUAUCUUCCAUCGACACACAUGCGGACUCCGCACCACCUACUUCGCCCUCCGAGAUCAAGCAGUCGGCGAUAAAAACACCCGUACCGCAUCUCCUACGAGGCACUCUUCGAGAGUAUCAGCACGAAGGGCUUGACUGGCUUGCGGAUCUCUAUGCUAGCGGCAGGAAUGGCAUUCUUGCGGACGAAAUGGGUCUUGGAAAGACCAUUCAGAGCAUUGCAUUAUUAGCACAUCUUGCCGAAGUCUAUGAGGUCUGGGGACCCCAUCUUAUUGUGGUACCAACAAGUGUCAUGCUGAAUUGGGAAAUGGAAUUCAAAAAGUUCUUGCCGGGUUUCAAGAUUCUGACAUACUAUGGCAGUCUCGAGGAAAGGAAACAAAAGAGACGUGGAUGGAUGGCCGACGACAGUUUCAAUGUCUGCAUCACGUCAUAUCAACUCGUAUUACAAGAUGCAAACUCAUUCAAGAGGCGAAGGUGGCAUUAUAUGAUCCUGGACGAAGCUCACAACAUCAAGAACUUCCGCUCAGAAAGAUGGCAAACCAUGAUGACUUUCAACACCAGAGCCCGCCUCCUCUUGACUGGAACACCCCUCCAAAACAAUCUGACUGAACUAUGGUCGUUGUUGUUCUUUCUCCACUACGGUCAGGAAAAUCAUGGAGAGGAUGAUGCCUUCGCUGGCUUGAAGGAAUGGUCUGAGUGGUUCAAAAGGCCUGUGGAGUCCAUUCUCGAACACGGGCGCCAGGUGCUUGAUCAGGAAGACAAGCAGCAGGUUGCGAAGCUGCACAAGGUCAUUCGCCCGUUCCUCCUCCGCAGACUCAAGGCGGACGUCGAGAAGCAGAUGCCGCUCAAAUAUGAACACGUAGAGCUGUGCCGGCUGUCCAAGCGUCAACGGCAACUCUACGACGGCUUCAUGUCGAGAGCUUCGACAAGAGAGACCCUUGCUUCGGGAAACUAUUUGUCCAUCAUCAAUGCUCUGAUGCAGCUUCGAAAAGUCUGCAAUCACCCGGACCUGUUCGAGACGCGUCCCAUCAACACGUCCUUCGCGAUGCCCAAGUCAGUUGCCGCCAACUUCGAGAUCAAAGAUCUGUUAGUACGUCGACGGCUGAUGCUUGACGCCGCCGAUAAUCUAGAUCUCGACUUUCUGCAACUGGCGCCCAUCUCAGAGGAGCGGAUGUCAAUGAUCGAAGUCAUCGAGACCACCAAGCGACAUGCAUACCACCAACUGAAAGCUUUGCGAGACUCCCAGUGUCAAAGGGUUCCCAAGAAUACUGUAUGGCAUGGGGAAAAUCGUGCAGGAGUGCUCGGGUCGCUUGAGAAUGUGGGAAGGAAAGCUCGGGUUCAAGAAUUGGAUCGCACGAUGUACUUUGAAGCCUACCGCCAUCACCAGCACCCUAUAUACGGCAGGGGCCUGCUCAAACAACUUGCCAUCAGUACAUCAAGCGCUCAAUUGUCACAAUUGGCUUCGCAUAAAGCCCUUUCCAAUCGCUGGGACCAGGGGUUGCCAAUGCAUUCCUCCAACCUCGUACAUUCAAUCCAGUCGAGGUCGGAACAGAUGGAGCCCUUCGUUCAGCAAUUUGGUUGUGUCACGCCUGCCGUUGUCGCCACAGAUCUCAGCACUAUCGUCGUUACAGAGGCCGGAGCCGUUGCGAUGAGGGAAGCUCAAGCGGUUUGUGACCAGGACCCAUUCCAUCUGGCUCAGAUGAAGCUGUCGAUUGCUUUUCCCGAUAAGCGCCUGCUGCAAUAUGAUUGCGGCAAGUUGCAACGGUUGGACAAAUUGUUGCGUCAAUUGCAAGCGGGUGGCCACCGGGCUCUUAUCUUCACUCAGAUGACCAAGGUCCUUGACAUCUUGGAGCAGUUCUUGAACAUCCACGGCCAUCGAUAUCUGAGGUUGGACGGCGCCACCAAGAUUGAACAGCGACAAAUCCUGACGGACCGGUUCAACAAUGACCCUCGUAUCCUGGUGUUCAUCCUCUCGUCGAGGUCUGGUGGCUUGGGAAUCAACCUGACUGGAGCCGACACCGUGAUAUUCUACGAUCUAGAUUGGAAUCCUGCCAUGGACAAGCAGUGCACAGACCGUGCUCAUCGAAUCGGACAGACGCGCGAUGUUCAUAUCUAUCGGUUCGUGUCCGAGCAUACCAUCGAAUCGAACAUCCUGCGGAAAGCCAACCAGAAACAAUUGCUUGACGAUGUCGUGAUCCAAGAAGGGGAUUUCACCACGGAUUACAGGAACAAACUCAGCUACCGGGACAUGCUCGACGACAAUGCCGAAGAGGACGUUGCCGGUCUCGCAAUGGACCGCGUUCUCGGAAACGCCAGGGGUAAAUUGGCGGUCCUGGAGCAGGCAGAGGAUCAAGAAGAUCGUACUGCUGCAAAAGUUGCUGCUCGUGAAGUUCAACACGCGGAUGAUGGAGACUUCGAGGACAAAACAACAAGCGCAACGCCAGGGACCGCCGAUGCACAGACUCCAGGACCUUUCGGCGCAACUGAGACGGCACUGGCUGAAGCGCAGGUUGAAGGCGAACCGUCCGGUCAUAUUGAUGACUACCUGAUCCGCACGCAGUCUUUCCUGAUGCGCGACAUACCAUUGGGGCCUGGCAAAGAGAAACGCAGUAGGGCAAAAAGAAGGCGAGAUGAGCAUCGAGUCAGGAGGGUGAGAUGA